Candidula unifasciata is the source of this 4626-nucleotide messenger RNA. Lineage: Eukaryota; Metazoa; Mollusca; Gastropoda; Stylommatophora; Geomitridae. The record is from the annotation of a GenBank genome assembly.
UUCCAGAUACAGAAUGGUGGGUCACUGAACUUCAGGUUCCAAACAGUCAAACGGAAUGGCCUGCUCAUGUAUUCCACAAGCAAUAUUUAUGGAAAAAACUUUAUUGGUAUAGAAAUCUAUGAUGGCAAGCUUUAUUUUAUCCACAACUUUGGAGGCCAGACAAAAAGGACUUUGUUUUCUGAAAGAGAAGUCUCCGAUGGGCGGCCACAUGAGGUGGACAUCAGAUUCUUAACCAGCCAAGUAGCUCUCAGUCUGGACAGGGAGGCUGUGAGGAUAAGAAUUGAUGCUAAUGAAGAACUGCCUCGCAGUCUCGGUUCCCUGAAUAUUGGUGGCUUUUCUGCAUAUGAAAAUUUACCCUGGCAUACGUGGGCACGUAAUGGAUACCAAGGCUGCAUAGAAGACCUCCAGAUUAAUGGCCGUGUGAUUGAUCUUCAUGGCUAUGUGCAGACACAGCAACCCUUUGGAGGAAUUGAGCGAAGAUGUCUAGCGUCAUCGCAGCAGUGCUCUCUCCUUUCUCCCUGUGUCCAUGGCUCUUGCUCUAACAAUUGGGAUGGUUACUAUUGCGACUGCAGAGCUACAGAUUACUCAGGAGAUCAGUGCCAGAACCAUGCUUGGACAGGUGUUUUCAACGGUGACACUAGAUACAAGAUGACCUUUCUGCCCCAGAGGAAGAACCAUGUAGAUGACAUCUCUUUCCGAUUUAAAACCAUGGUCAGAGAUGGGGUGUUGUUUCAGACUAAAGCUAGGACUGAUGGUGGCUUUAUCAGAGCCGAAUUGGAAGGUGGUCGCAUCAAGGUUACUACAAAUUUGGGCGGAGAACUACAGACAGUCUAUGUUGGAGAGAACUUGAAUGAUCUGCAGUGGCACACUGUUUACAUACAGCGCCGUGGUAACCAAAUGGUCGUCUGGGUGGAUGAUUCAACAAAUGAGCAGAAAAUUACUUUGCCUGGUGAUGGAUACUUCCUGUACAUAAAUGACAUUUUUGUUGCUGGAUACAGUAAAGAAGACAUUGAUUAUCCUCUGCCCUCAACCCAUUUCACUGGAUACAUCCGUAACUUUAACUUUGGGGGCUUCGACAUCUUCCAGCAAGGAGAUUCCAAUAAUAUGACUGGAAUUUUCUUUGUGGAGCCCAACAUUCCACCUCUGGUGUUCAACAGUGUGACAUUCCCAAGCAAUGAUGCCCACAUUCAGUUAUCUCCCCUUGGAUCAGCAUCCGGGCUGAAUAUCCACUUCCUGUUUAGAACCCAUGAUCCCAAUGGAGUCUUUUUAUUCAGUGAAGGGAGGAACAAGGAGCUCUUUGCUGUGGAGCUGAUUGAUGGCAGGAUUCAUAUGAAGCUUGAUAUUCCUGGAAAACCCCGCUUACACAUGGCUACCCCAGAAAAUAUCAGAUUUAAUGAUGGCCGCUGGCACUCUGUGUCACUUGUACACCAGAAGAUCAGUGGUCAGGAUCAGUUGAACAUGGCCGUGAAUGGCAUCCAUUCUUCGUACUCGUAUUCAGGAAUUGAUCAGUUGAACUUUCAAGGGCUUCUGUAUGUAGGUGGUCUUCCUGAGAUUAUAUUCCAAAAACAAUACAUCAAGGAUUUUCUGACCUCCAAAACUGGCUACCGAGGUUGUUUAGCUUCUGUGACAUUUGGCCGAGACACCCCAGAUCUGUACAAGGCUGGCCAGAUUAAUGGCAUCUUAAACAACUGCCAGGAUGUCCAGAUCCACUGCAGGAAGACUACAUGUAAGAAUGGAGGGAUCUGUCAUGACUUCCUCAACAAUGGGACCACCUGGUGUGACUGCUCCAGAACAGCCUUUGCAGGUCCAGCUUGUGAACAGGAGCCACUAGGCUACUACUUUCACAGAAUCGGAAAUCCUGAUAUUCAUGGCAUGAUGGUCUACCGGUACCCUCCACUGGAGAUGAAUGACACUGAAGUCGAUGAAAUCGUUCUCGGGGUGAUGACCGAACAGGAAAAUGCCGUUCUGGCUAAACUCAUCUCUGGAAUUCUAGACGAUUUUAUUGAAAUUAAACUAGUAAAUGGUUACCCGGUUGUUACGUACGAUACAAGUGGGCAGAAGUUGUCUACCAGCAUAACUAGUGACGUGUUUGUCAGUGAUGGAGGCUACCAUGUCAUCCGAUUUGUUAGGACAAAGGAUAAUGGAACACUAUAUGUUGAUAGUGGAGUCAACUUCAACACUCACCUUACUUCUCAUCAUGCCUUUGAUCGUUUGGGCAAGAUAUUCAUUGGAGGAGUGUACCAAGGAGGAAAGAUUGUUGGCGGGUCUGGCUUCCAUGGCAUUAUUGGUGGCUUGUAUGUGAACGGUCAUCUGAUUUUCCCAUAUGCUGCGGAAAAUGUGCGCACAGAGUUUAUCGGUGAUGUGAUAGUGGCCCCACAUCCCUUCAAGCUUGAACCGAUAACCUUUGUUCCUCCUUCUCCACCACCAACAGCUGUGAUACCUCCAAUAACUGGACGACCACCAACACCAGUUAUUCCUAUCAUCCCAGCUGACAUCGGUGGUGGUGGAAUUGCCUGGAUCGGCAAUGCAGGUGGCAUCUCUGGUGGUGGUGGUGGCGGCGCCGGCGGUGGCAGUGGCGGCGGUGGUGUUAGUGGUGUCAGUGUUUGGGUUUAUCCUGGAGGUGGCGGAGGCUCAUCUGGGAUCAUGCCUGGUAUCCUUCCUUCAGCUGGCGGGGGUCCAGUGGCAGCAGCACAAGUUGCAGUGAUUCCAUCGCUGCCGGCAACAGGUCCCAGAGCAGGUGCAGUCAUGGGGACUAUCCUGGGACUUGCUGCGCUGGCCAGCAGUCUUAUGUGGGCUUUCUAUAGGUGCAAGCCGGGCUGGUGCACCUGUCUGAAACCUCCUGUAGGGUCACCCCUCAACAUUGUACAUAGGGCAGGAACCAACAUCUCAGCUGUGACGGCAGCCGGUGGGGCAGGAGCUGGUGCUAGUGCAGUGACAGUGGUGAAUGGUGGUCAGGCUCAAGGUUUUGCUGCAGGGGGAGGAGGUGGUGCAGGAGGUGGUGGUGGUGGUGGAGGGGCUGGUGGUGGAAGCAGCAGCGCCUACUACUACUCUCAGCAAACAUCAUCAGGUGGGCACCAACGCAGCGACAGUUAUGAUUCAGCCACUUUACGAGCUACAGGAACAUUUUCAAAUAAAGGAACUGCUAUCGGCACUCCAAAAGCUGGAAGACAUCAGUUUGCUACAUCUUCAAGUGGUUUUGAGUCCAGCACCCUGGGAACAUCUGGUGCCCUUGGAUCAGCUGGUGCUGGCGGAGCUUCUACACAGGCAUAUCAGUUUGAGGGAGGAGUUACUCAUCCUGAUUAUGAUGUCGCAUCAGGCGUCCAUUCCAACUAUCAGAGCAAUACGUUAACAGCUGGAGGCGGCGGCUAUUCCACAUCCACUAUGUCAUCCAAUUAUAAUUAUUCUGUGAAGACAAUACAAACAGUUGGUGGGCAGCAGCAAGCACUUGGCUACGCUGCGGGCAGCACUUCCAAUGUUCUGGUGACCCCAGGCCCCAUGGGAGAGGAGAUCAGAGUAGACUGUUGUCUGAUGACCAAUGAUGGACGCAGCGUAGUGACGGGCUCUAGUCUAGGACCACCUCAAGUUUGGAAUAUGUCGAAUGGGGAACUGUUACGAAUAAUGCAAGGAGAGACAGUAGGUUCCACAAACCUUCAUUUAGUCUGUAAUGACCGUCUUUUGGUUGGUGCCAUCAAUGCAGACCUGGAGGUCAACCAGUACUCGGUGCCAAAGGGUGUUCACAAUUAUAUUUUCCAGACCUGGGAUUUUGCCUCCGGACUACCACUGGGCAUGUCAGAACUGGAAACCUGCUCUGCUCUUGCUGUGAUGAGUGAUAACGAGAAGGUUUUGUUUGGUCGAUCUGAUAAAUUUGGAGGCGGGUCCAACAUUGUUGUGUGGGACCUUCUGGGGAACCAGCCAAUCAAGGAGAUGAGAUAUGAUGCCCCUGUUGGCAACAAUGAUUACAUCAGUUACCUGAAUCUGUCACAGAAUGACCGGUAUGUGAUAGCUGGCUUUGUCAACACGUUUGACAACUUUGCUGAGUUUGUUGUAUUCGACAUGACCUUGACAUCAUACAACAUUUCUGAUCCGAACAUUCUCCGACUGGAUGCUAGCCCAGAAUGCACUGCGGUGCUGCCCCGAGACGAGGCUGUCACUGGACUGCGAAAUGGGGACCUGGUUGUUUGGAGCCUGCGAACUGGUCAACCCAACCGCCAGCUGCUGUCAAACACUGGCAAACAUGCCCACUCGCGUGAGGUCAAGGCUGUGGCAAGGUCAGAGGACAGCAGGUUCUUGGUUUCUGCAUCUGCUGAUGGAACUCUCAAGGUUUGGGACUUGGGGUCAGAGAGACACAUUUCUACCAUGUCUGGCCAUAAUGAUGAGGUCUGGUGUGCUACCAUUUCUUCUGACAAUGAAAUCGUUGUGUCUGGAUCUCGUGAUGGCACCAUUCGCCUGUGGCAGCUGAAAACUGGCAAAGAAAUCUGUGCCUUCAAUGCUGGAGUGGAUGUCUUCCACAUCACUAUGAGCCGUGAUAGAGGAACCAUUGUCGCCCUGGGAGAUAAGUUUGGAGCCAGGAAGCUGAUCAUGUUGCAAGUCAUUCGCUCCAAGGUCAAGCGUCAAGUUCUGGCAUAA